Messenger RNA from Cryptotermes secundus, 3153 nucleotides. It is a transcript of the gene E23, whose product is annotated as ABC transporter G family member 9. NCBI's taxonomy places the organism in Eukaryota, Metazoa, Arthropoda, Insecta, Blattodea, Kalotermitidae. Gene Ontology annotation, molecular function: ATP hydrolysis activity; ATP binding; ABC-type transporter activity. Gene Ontology annotation, cellular component: plasma membrane. The record is from RefSeq and is a predicted model, not a curated record.
GCUGCGGGAAGACAACGCUGCUCAAUUGUCUGUCGGGGCGGGUGAAACUGGACUCUGGCAGCAUUCGUCUGAACCGGGAGCGACUCAGCAAGCGCUGGAAACGGAAGAUCUGCUAUGUGUUACAACAGGAUAUCUUCUUCCCCGACCUCACCCUCAGACAAACCCUCGAGUAUGCAGCUCGUCUUAGGUUGCCUGACAAGCUAUCAUAUUCUCAGAAAAUGCAGUAUGUGGACCACAUCAUUGACGUGCUGGAGCUUGGUGGAUGUCAGGACACAAUUAUUGGUGACUAUAUUAAACGUGGUCUUUCUGGUGGUGAAAAGAAGCGGGCAAAUAUUGCAUGUGAACUUCUCACAAACCCAUCACUCAUGCUGCUGGACGAACCCACAUCAGGUUUGGAUUCUCAUUCUGCAUACAGCCUCAUGUCAAGCCUCAAGCGGUAUGCAGAGAAAGAAGGCAAGACAGUGGUUGUUACAGUACAUCAACCAUCCUCUCAAAUAUUCCACAUGUUUGACAAAUUGCUCCUGUUAUGUAAUGGACAGACCGCCUACUUUGGGCAUGUCCAUAAAGUAGUGGACUUCUUCAGCAAUAUUGGUCUGUCUGUGAUGCCUCAAUACAACCCAGCUGACUUCAUAUUGGAGCAAGUAAAGGGGAGUGAGGAAAUGAAGGAGAAGAUUAUAGCAGCUUCCAAAGAUGCACGAAGUCUACCUGAUUACCCUCAGGAGCUUCUGCCAGGCUACUUCACAAACUCGGUUACCAUCUGUGAUAAAUAUCUGAACACCUACCAAGAGAGCCAUCUUCACACAAAUGGCCACAUUGGCUCCACUAGUUGUCACUGCCAGAAGGAUUUGUGGACAGGCUCUAGGAAUGGUCAUGCUGUUCAUCACCUUGGAGCUAAAAAAACGGUCGAAAUGUGUGCAGUCGUCGAUUCUGGAGCACAAAACAAUGUUUACACCACAAUAGCAAUGAAAGAUGAGGAAGGGAAGACGCUGUGGCUAGACAACCAGAGUCAUGCAUCAUCAUCAGUCAGUAGUUCAGAUGAUGAUGUUAGUUGGCAGUGGCCAACCAGCUUCUGGACACAAUUCAAGGUAUUGUCACAACGCAACUUCCAAGAGGCUCGGCCAAGGAUGCUGUCAAAACUAAACUGGGUGCAGACUGUAGCACUUGGUGUCCUGGCUGGUCUGCUGUGGUUCCAAUUAGAACGUAAGGAAGAAUCACUUCAUGACAUCCAGGGCUGGAUGUUCUUUUCCACAACGUAUUGGAUGCUAUUUGCACACUUCGGUGCUUUGUCAUCAUUUCCCCCAGAGCGAGAAGUUAUCAACAAAGAAAGAUUAUCUGGUGCAUAUAGACUGUCGGCUUACUACCUUGCAAAGAUGGUGGGGGAGCUGCCACUCACAAUUACCCUCCCAGCUGUGUACCAUCUGAUCUCAUAUCCAAUGCUGGGUCUCCAUAGCACCGUUGUGUUUCUCACCCUUCUUGGGUUCCUGCUUCUCAACACCAUUGUUGCUCAGAGUGUUGGGUUCUUCGUGGGAGCAUCUUGCAUGGACAUGCAGGUAUCCAUCACUAUCAGCGCCCUAUACACGCUGGCUACACAGUUGUUUGGAGGAUAUCUGGCAACAAACAUCCCUAAUUGGCUUAAGUGGAUGCAGUAUUUGAGCAUGGUCCAUUAUGCCUACCAGAACAUGCAGAUUGUAGAAUUCAGUGAAGGUACACCAAUAAAAUGUGCAGCACAGUCCAAGUUUGAUGUCUGCACCACCAACUCUUCUUCUCACAUUCCGGUCUCUGCCAUCCUGGAAGCACAAGGUGCCAGCUUACCUCUGUGGGCCAACACAGUAGUGUUACUUCUGUUCCUCCUCAUAUUUCGGAUUCUUGGCUACAUUGUUCUACGGUAUUUCCGUCGACCAAAGUGACGUAGCAAACUGUAAGCGUGACAGUUUAUGAAGAGAGCCACUAUAGGUAUUGGUUUCCGGACAGGAGAAAAUAAGUAUGGCUGUGUUAUUGUAAAUGUUUUGAGCAAGUCCUUGUUUCUUGUGUCCCAGACAGGUGGUGAAGGAUAACUGCCACGUUGCAGUCUCAUUCCUACUCAAGAGUGCUAUUUGUAGUGCAAAGAAAGAGAAGACAGAUUCUAGCAGUGCCUUUGAAUGCAAAAUAUGUGCCAAGAAGCAAGAGGAACAGCCUAAGGAGCGGCACCAAGUGGUUUUUCAAUGCAGUACAAGUGUUCAUAAACAACAAUCAUAAAAGUGCUUGAUCUAGGUAGACUUCAUUUCAAGUUCGUCAUCGUGUUCCGUUUUUAUACCCAACAAAUGCUUGACAUUUAUAAGAAAACAUACGUCUUUGAUUUUUUCGCAAGAAAAUCCCACCUCAGUACCAUUCAUUCUACUCAUCAUAUACAAAGAAGAAGAGACAGACUCUGUAAAAUUGAGGUAUUGCCCCUGUCAGAUGUUACCGUGUAAAAUUUGUCAGUAAUGUAGCAUGUUACUGUAGCUUACAGAGCAAUAUGUAUCCUUAUAACAAUGUACCAUACAUUUGGCAGCAUGUUUUUAAUAAGUACCAUAGAACUAUAUCAGAGGGAAAUGCAGGGAAUUUUGUUUAUGUAAUUAGUAUGAAAGAUUGAUUCUGUGAGUCAGUGGACUGGUGUGUUUCGACAUUUUGAGUCGAGCAACUCUGACACAGACAUAGCUCAUGUAUUUCUAUCCAGACCUCAUGAGUAUGGCAGGAAUUUGUACAGUUGCCGAAGCAAUGCAGAUUAUUAUUGGUAAUUUAUUUUGUACUUGGUAUGUAUGUGCUGUGUGUCCAUGCACCAUAUGUUUGUCUCAGGACUACGAAAUACGUCACAGCCCUCAAAGCCAGUUGACUAUCCAACAAGGUUGUACUGGGCUUUUCCCUCUCUGUCUCACAGCAGUUCCUUCCUCUUUCCUUCCCCUCCACAUACAGUAAAAUAUUUUCUCCUUCUUCCAUUAUCCUACACAUGCAACAGAAUGUAAGCAGCCUUGCUCUUUGUCAGUAUCUUGAAAACUAUGUUAUUCAAAAUGUGAAUUUUUUUCAUAAAUGAAAAGACAAAAAUAGUAAACCAGAUAACCUAGUCCAUUAGUGUUUUUGAGAGCAAACUGCUGAAAUUAUGCUAUUUAUAUUCAAUAAAAUCUGUUAUUGAAAUAG